Molecule: messenger RNA, 1328 nt
Organism: Daphnia magna
Lineage: Eukaryota; Metazoa; Arthropoda; Branchiopoda; Diplostraca; Daphniidae
Product: protein FAM151B
Exons: 6
Coding region: 112-1014 (300 amino acids)
Source: RefSeq, a predicted model, not a curated record
UAGAAAGUGUUCAGUCGAUUCCGAGUUGUUGCAACAACAUCAGCUCUGGAACGUCAUUUUCUAACAGUGAUCUAUUCAUUAAGCACGCACUUUCUAUCUGCGAUCCAAAAAAUGUCUCGUUGUCAAUGUCUGAGUGUGACUUUUGUGUUUCUUCCUUCUAUAGUGUUGCUGAACACAAUAGGUUGGACAAUGGUUCUUUUCUCCGCGCAAGUCAAAAGCGCUUACAUUUACGGAAAUGAUGCGAUAUCGAUACCGUCUGUCGCCAAGUUUUUCCCGCAAAUACAGUCCGACCUUUCACGUGUCAAGUGGGGACAUGGUGUCAACAGUAGGGGUCAGCUCUUCCAGUCACUACAAGGAAAUGACAUGAUGAUUGAAGCGGACGUUUCCAUGGGAACGAUAACCGGCCGCGAAGGAAAAUUUUUGCCUAUAAUGGCUCAUCCACCGUUCAAAACUUCGGACUUGAGCUUGGAAGAAUUUCUUGACAUUGCGCUGAGUAGCAGAUCACCUAAAGGAAUAAAACUUGAUUUUAAAGAAAUGGAGGCAGUCGAAGUGUCUCUUAUGAUAAUAAAAUCCCGUGCUAACAAGAUUCGUGUGCCUCUUUGGAUAAACGGAGACAUUAUUCAAGGACCAGUCAAUGCCACGACAAAACCACUUGAUGCUAGACGGUUCCUGAAUCUGACAAAAAGAUACUUCCCUGAUGCUGUUCUAUCCGUUGGAUGGACAACGAGGUAUGGCCCAGAUAUUAGUUCUUGGCCGUUGCAGAUCAUCAAUGAAGGUUCGUACACAAUGGACCAUAUGAUUCAACUGCGUGAUGCCCUCAAAGCGGCUCAGAUUCGGCAGCCAGUUACGUUUCCGAUUCGGGCUGGUUUAUCCACUACACCGGAAUCUCAGCGUAGCAUUUUGUGGUUACUCGAACAGCACUGGUGGCCAAAACUUUCAAAUGAAGAUCGGUAUAGAUCAGCCGAUGUCUGCCCUCCGUAUAAGUCACGGCGGAGGUAUACAUGUUGUGCCUAAAGUAUAAGAACAAACACGCAUAGUCUUGGGAUGUCUGCCAAAUCCAACUUUCUCUAAACGUGAUUCUGAAGUAAAUGAGCAAAAGAUGAAAGGGCUGAUACGCUAAGGAUAGCAUAUGGCCUUCCCUUCUGUUUCUAAUUUGAAUGAGAUCUGCAUAAAUGUCUUUUUCCCACUUUCUUAUUAACCAACAUUCUGUUUUGUUUCGCUGGCGCAUGUUAUAAUGAUUGUACAAAUAUUCGAACGAACUUCUUGUCAGUCUAAGAUUUUCAUUUUCAUUUAAGGAUCACCUCGUGGCAUUAUUUCCAUUUUAGUUA